GUCCUUUAAGCCCCAGCGCGACAGAUUGACGUAUGAUGCCGUCUGUUUGUAGUUGGCACGAGAACGCAUAUGCACAUUGGUUAAUGAUUAACGGCUCACAUUUUAAACCUUGACACUUUUUUACUAAUGUAUUACUGAAACAACAAUAGUGCAUUCAACCCUAUAUUUUCCUGGUGAGAUAAAUAGUGUUAGCGCUAUGGCAGCCGUGCGAGCAGCCAAACAGGCGCUCAGGAAAGAGAUAAAGAAGCGAGUGUCUGCUCUGAGUGACGAGGAGAAACUUCGCCAGUCUCAGAUCGUUUCACAAAAGCUGUUCAAACAUCCCCGCUACAGAAGCAGCCAUCGUAUUGCCGUGUUUCUGAGCAUGCACGAUGAAGUUCGCACUGAGGCCAUCCUUCAGCACAUGUUCAGCAACGACAAGGUCUGUUUCAUCCCCAGGUACCAGAGCAACAGCAACCACAUGGACAUGCUGCGGUUGAACAGUGUGGAGGACAUGAAGUCGCUGCCCGUCACCAGCUGGAACAUCCUGCAGCCCGCUGAGAAUGACACGCAGAGAGAGGAAGCUCUCACUACAGGUGGCUUAGACCUGAUCUUGAUGCCCGGACUGGGCUUUGAUAAAAACGGCAGUCGUUUGGGGCGAGGUAAAGGCUUCUACGACUUGUACCUUCAGCGCUGUAUGAGUCAUCCUAAAGGCAAACCCUACACCAUCGCACUGGCCUUUAAAGAGCAGCUGUGUGAACAGGUUCCUGUGGACGAGAGCGACAUACUUAUUGAUGAAGUUCUGUAUGAGGAUGUUUGAACAGGAAGCUUUUAACAAAUGUAUUUACUUCAAACUCAAAAGAGUUUACUUAGUAUGAAUCACCGAAAGCUAGGGCUAAUAUAAAUGGGUAAAGCAGGUUUUCUAUGAAUGCAGCCGGUUGAAAUCCUAUUACUCUUCUCUUUGGUAAGCUGGAAUAAUUAGAUGAUGGAAUGUUUAUAUGCUAUAAAGUGUUAAAAUCUACCUCUGAUUCUAAACAUAAGCAACAAUCCCAUGCAUAAAAGCUCAAGUUAUAGUUUACUGUAGUUCAAUGUGUUAUGAUUUUGUGUUGUUUCAUUGCAUUAUGGUGUGAUUUCAGUAUUGCAAGGUGUCCUAUUUAGCUUUGAGGAGUAUGAAGGUAUACCUGUUUUACUGACAUUAAUAGACUGCAGAGAGACAGAAAGGGGGAUAGAAAACACAAAUAGCAAAAAUGGUCAUUCGCUAACUUUUCUAAAUAACAGUACAUUAAUGUAAAGUUUUGUGCAAUUGGAAACAGACAGUGAUAAUACAGAGGCAGAUUACACAGUUUUGUUUGGAAAAAUAUAAAUACAUUCACUAUAUGCAUUCAAUUUUAAAGUACUGUUGUGGCAUAAAUUUUAGUCUUUGAAUUAAUUUUGCUUAUUAAAAAGCAGAUCAGGACAAUAGUAUGAAGAAUAUGACCGGUUCAGUACAUAAAGUGUCAUGGCUGACUCAGUUAGAAAGAUGUGCUAAUGUAAACACUGUGAUUAUCCUUUUAAACUAGACAAGCCAAAGCAAUAAAAACAGCCAUAAUAGCAAGCAAUUACAAAGCCUUGUGAUUUCUGUAUGUAUCACUUUGCUUCUUAUUGAGUUCUCUAAUCAUAUUUAGAUGUUCAUGAAAGCUGUUCUUUGUUUAUUGCGUGCUGUACACACUGGCCAGAGGCAUUGCUGCUUUUGCAGUAAUUGACUAAACCCUGUAUGUUUUCCCAGCUAAUUAGCAGUUAUUCUAAAUUGUUGUUGUUGCUUUGAUACUCUGUGGAUUCUUUCUUCUUAACCAUUUAUAUUUAUAUAUAGUAACAUUAUCUUCUAUUGGCCCAUGGUAUUGCUGUUAAGUUUUUAGAAAUCUAGUUGUAUAAUUUCUUUUAAAAUCUGAAAUAAUUUAGAUAUAUCACACAGUUUUGAGUCCUUCAUUAUUCUUCUAUAAUGCUUAUCCUGUGUACUGGAUCCUAUCCCAGAAGACUUGGGGCGCAAGGCAGGGAACACCCUGCACAGGGUGCCGAUCACAGGUCUGUGGGAGAAAACCGGUGUAACUGAGUAAAACUCACCAAGUACGUGGAGAACUCCAUUAACACAAACCUGAUGCGUAAAUUGAACCAUCAACCGUGGAGGAUCUGUCCACAUGCCAAGGCACAUCGAGAGAUAAACAGCAGUUUAGUCCAGUUGGGUUGAUGCCCAAUUGUAUCGGAGUAGUUAAAGGUUAAGGAUCUCAAAUUUAGAUGUAGAUAGGGUGUUGGACUCCUGAUCAGCAGUCCAACGCCCUAUCCACCUCUCUUUUCCACCACUCUUUUCCCCCAAAGUUAUAGUUAGGGUCAGGGUAAGAUUUAAGUAUUGACAUAUUAUGUAGCUGAUUUAACAGUUACAUCAGUAGAAGGUCCUCACUGGGAUAAUAAGACAAACAUGGGUGAGUGUGUACAUAAAAGAUGGGUGUAAAUAAGUGAAAGUAGAAAAGAGUUAAAUAAGUGAAAUGUUCCACUAUAUUAUUCUCCAGGGGAAAUAUAACUUGUAUAUGAAUAUCAUUCAUGUUGUAAAUGCUGGAGAAAGUGAGUCAAACACAUAAAGUACAAAAAUAAUUUUGGUAUUGGUAAAAUGUGAAAUGAUUAAUUCUGGCUUUAACGCAACAAGAUUUUUUUUUUUUACUUUGUGUUUAAAGUAAACAGUCAUGUUUGGAUUAUCAGCUAAUUCCUUGUCUGUUGGACUGCUUUUGGAGAACGCUACAAAUGCCAGAAAGAUUGCUGCGUUUUAUGGCUCUUUCUAAUCAGACUUUGCGUUUUAGUGACAGACAGGCUAUGACUUGCCAAACAAAUGACAGCCUUGACAAAAUAGCACAAGAAAUGUGUGUAUGAUUAGUGGGGUGUCACCAGAUCGGGUGUAAAAACUAAGCCAAUGGCUUUGUCCCAAAUAUCACUAAGCCUCCACCAACACUACAUCAGUCCCUCCCUGAUUAGGGCCUGAUUUAUACUUGGGUGUUAAAGCACAUUUGCAUGUCUGCUUUUCAGACCAAUAUUGUUUCAAAAAUAAAUUUCAGUUGUGUAGAGAAUAAUUUUUUCCCUUAUUCCAUUCAGUAUGUUGCUUUGUCUUUAAGUUAGAGAUGGGUUCCCUUUUUGAAAGUGUAAUUUGUUAAAAUCUUGUACUUACUACUGUAGCAUGCUGAUGAAAAACAUUUUCUCCUUUAUGAUACAAUUCUGGAAUAAGACCUGCAGUGGUUUUUCCCAUGUCAUGCAGAACCUUCCUGGAAGUGGAAAAGCACAACAAGGGCUUAGAUUGCAGAAAAACUAAUCAUGCUCAGUUAUAUACAGAUGGUUAGAUUUUGGAGACACCGGGUUCCCAAAUCUACAAUCAGUCCCCACCUGCAUGCAAACAACUUAUCUGUACAGUAAGGCAUGCCAGAAGGCCUAAUUUUAUCUAACCAAAAACAUGAGCCCUUGAUGUUUACUAGAUAAUACUGGCCUAGAACCAGGUUGCAUUAUGAGAUGAAACACAAAAUCGAAUUGCUAAUAUGCACUGUUAAGCAUGGAUGUAUGACGUGUUGGUCUCUAAUUGUGGAACAAUAGUAUUUUGCCAGUACAAAUUUAACAUCCUCAAAUGUUUCUUGAAUUCUUAAAUAAACUUUGUGCUGUUAAAGUUU
Messenger RNA from Clarias gariepinus (North African catfish), 3656 nucleotides. It is a transcript of the gene mthfs, whose product is annotated as 5,10-methenyltetrahydrofolate synthetase (5-formyltetrahydrofolate cyclo-ligase). Gene Ontology annotation, molecular function: 5-formyltetrahydrofolate cyclo-ligase activity. Gene Ontology annotation, biological process: folic acid-containing compound biosynthetic process; tetrahydrofolate interconversion. Bases 197 to 796 code for a protein of 199 amino acids. NCBI's taxonomy places the organism in Eukaryota, Metazoa, Chordata, Actinopteri, Siluriformes, Clariidae. Gene Ontology annotation, cellular component: mitochondrion. The record is from RefSeq and is a predicted model, not a curated record. The transcript has 3 exons.